Chlamydomonas reinhardtii is the source of this 1671-nucleotide messenger RNA. RefSeq lists its product as uncharacterized. Lineage: Eukaryota; Viridiplantae; Chlorophyta; Chlorophyceae; Chlamydomonadales; Chlamydomonadaceae. Bases 86 to 1648 code for a protein of 520 amino acids. The record is from RefSeq and is a predicted model, not a curated record. The transcript is spliced from 2 exons.
GCCCUGUCAGGGUUCUGGUCCUGGGACCAGGCUGCUUUCAGGCAGCAGGGGGGCAGCGCGUCUGCCCCUGUUCAACCUUGUAAGGAUGAUUCCUCAAAAAAAAAAACCUGCACCUGCGGUGCUUGUUGUCGGUGGGGACUGGAACUGUGUCACCGAUGCCAGUCAGGAGGCGGCCCCUAGCCUGUCACAUGCUGCAGGUGCCCCGCAACUUGCCAGCCUCCUCGCCCAGUUCAGUCUGGUGGACCCUUGGGCGAGCAAGCGUGGCGGCGCCAAGGGCUACACGCAUCCGGCCACGCCCAAGCCAGCCACUCCCGCACGCCUGGAUCGGUGGUAUGUCAGUUCCACCGCGGCGCCGUGGGUGCUGGAUGUCGCACGCACGUAUGGGGCGCCUGGGGACCACAACGGUGUGCUGCUCACCCUGUCCUUGCCCGACCUGCCACAUGCGCACCGGGAGCAGUGGCGCUUCCCCACAUACCUGCUGUUUCACCCCUCGCUGCGUCUGGAGCUCGAGCAGCGCUUGGAGGCGCACGUUGCCGCAAAUCCUGUGACCAGUGCAGGUGACGGCGCUUGCACGCAAUGGGAGGCGGACAAGUUCUUCUUGCGGGAGGCUGCCACCAGCAUCCACCGUCGGCAUGCACGCCAGACCCGGGACGGGCUGCAUGGCGUGGUGCUGGCCGCAGACACGGCCGCUGCCCUGGCCGACCGGCCGGGUGCCAGCGCCGCGCAGCGUCAGGCUGCGGCCAUGGCCAACUUGGCGGUGCGGGAGGAGCGGGCAGCUGCCGCAGCGGCCAGCCACAAUGCCCGCGCUGCACUGAUGGAGGAGCAUGGGGAGCGGGGCACUCGCUGGUUCCAUCGGCAGGCUGACGAGCCAGCAGCCGGCGCGCAGGAGCCCAUCACGCACUUGAAGGUGCCGGGGCAACCGGCGCCUGUGGCGCUCACGGGGCCGGGCACGCGCAACACUGUCUCCGCAGCCGCUGCAGCCAUGUACAGCAGCACCAGCCCCACCGGCCUGUUCCGCGUGCAGCCGGUCUGUACGGCGUCGCAGCAGCAGCUUCUGGCGGCCAUUGACCGCAAGGUUCCGGCAGAUCUGCAGGCCGCCGCAGAGGGGUCCGGUGACGGCGCCCUCAGUGAUGCCGAGCUGAUGGCAGCGCUGGCUGGCUCCGCCAAUGGUAAAGCGCCUGGGUCGGACGGGGUCCCGUACGAGGUGUACAAGGUUUUCUGGGCACUGCUGGGCCCGCGCUUGUGUGCUGCUGCUGCCGCUGCCUUUGCUGCCGCUGCAGACGCCCACGAUGGCGGUGAAAUGGCGGCGGCGCUGCCCGCCUCCUGGCGGGAGGGCAUCAUCACCCUCAUCUACAAGGGCAAAAGCCUGGACCGCGCCGAGCUGGCGUCCUACCGGCCCAUCACGCUGCUCAACUGCGACUUCAAGAUGGUGUCCAAGGCCGUCAGCGCCCGCCUGCAGCCCGCCCUGGAUGCAGUUGUGGAUGAGCUGCAGACCGCGUUCAUCAUCGGCCGCUGGAUUGGAGACAACGCGCUGUACCUCCAAGGCCUGAUCGAAUGGAUGCGUCUGGACGUGGGCGCGGACGGCACGCCACGGCAGGGUGGUGCGCUGUACUUCUUGGACAUAGAAAAGGCGUAUUUUUUUUUUUGAGGAAUCAUCCUUACAAGGUUGAA